Sorghum bicolor (sorghum) is the source of this 450-nucleotide messenger RNA. Its product is annotated as TPD1 protein homolog 1A-like. The coding region runs from base 1 to 450 and encodes 149 amino acids. The record is from RefSeq and is a predicted model, not a curated record. The transcript has a single exon. Gene Ontology annotation, biological process: cell fate determination. NCBI's taxonomy places the organism in Eukaryota, Viridiplantae, Streptophyta, Magnoliopsida, Poales, Poaceae.
AUGGUGGCUGCACCGGCGACUGUCGUCGCCGCCGUGUACGUGCUGGUGAUGAUGAUGGCCUCGGUAGUCGUCCUGCUCGUCGCGCCUGCGCCGGCGGCGGCGGCGGACGGCGAGUGCGACCCCCUGCGGGACGUCGUGGUCAAGGAGACCGCCGGCGGCAUCCAGCUGGACGGCGCCAAGAAGUACGGCGUGACGGUGGUCAACCAGGCCGGAGCCGCCGCCGUCUCCGGGGUCCACCUCGCGUGCGGUUACGACUUCCGCCACGUGGACGACGACGUCGACCCGCGCGUGCUCGUCCAGGUCGCCCACGGCGACUGCCUCCUCCUCGGCGGCGGCGCCAUCGCGCCCGGCCGCAACGUCUCCUUCGCCUACACCAGCUACGUCAGAUAUGACAUGCACGUCAUCGCCGCCACCUGCGCCACCGUACCUUCAUCUCAUAAUAAUAUAUAA